Messenger RNA from Dimorphilus gyrociliatus, 6336 nucleotides. The record is from the annotation of a GenBank genome assembly. Lineage: Eukaryota; Metazoa; Annelida; Polychaeta; Dinophilidae.
AUUUGAAAAAAGGCUUUAUUCAAUAUAGACGUUCUCCUUCUUUCUCUCUCUUAUGAUAUUUGUUAUAUUCUAAAACAAACUAUGUUUAAUAUUCUUCUCUGUAUAUUGUUUUCCCUACCUUGGACUCUAUCAUCAGAAAAAUGCUCAAAGGAUAGUUGCUACGACGGUCAGGCCUGUCUUGUUAAUCCUUUAUCUGGAAAAGUAUUUUGCCAAUGUUCUCCCUUUCAAAAAGAAAAUUGUAUAGAACCUACAAUACAGGAACCGUUAUGUGAUAUCGGCUGGACGCAUCAUAAAGUCGAAAAUGCAACAGAAUCUAAUAAUUACAAAUUAAACGAAACGCUUGAAACAUGUGUAAAAAUCUUUAAUAUUUCAACUUCGUACCAAAAUGCUUCGUUACAAUGUCAAAGAGAGGGAGGAUGGCUAUUAGGAGUUAACGAUUCAGCUCUUUUCACUACUUUAGAUAUAUUUACCGAAGGUUAUAAAGAGUUAUGGGCUGGAAUAAUUAUAUUAACGUAUCAAAAUGAAAGUAGAAUAUAUACUCAUUCUUCUUUUCCAAAGAAAUUCAAAGACAACUAUAUAACACUUCCUUCAGACUACAACAAGACUACGGAUUGUCCUUAUUUUAGAUUUGAUAAUCAGCCAACGAUUCUCUUUGAUGAUUGCGAAAGCUCUUCAAAAAUUUUCGCUUGUGAAAAAAGAAAAUAUUACAAUAGCGACUUAACGACAGAGUUAAAUAUUUGUCCCACGGGAUGGUUUUAUUCAUUUGUCAAUAAUAAAUGUAUAAAGUAUAUGAGAGAUGAAGUUGAAUUUGAACAAGCUAAACAAGCAUGUACUAAUUUUAAAGCUCAUCUCGCCUGGCCUAUCUCUGCAAUAGGGAACUUUGCGCUUCUUAAUGCGACGAUAAUAGCUCUAAACUCUAUCGGAUGUGGAGUGAAUGCUCAAUGUCGAAACGAAGGAAAAUGCUCAUUCAACGAUUCCAUAGAUAAUCCAGGGUGUAUUUGCGCAAGUGGCUUCUCAGGACAACAAUGCCAAAACUAUACAGUAGGAACUGGUAUUCCACCAACCUAUGCUUCUUGCCCUAUCGGAACUUAUUCUUUAAAUACAUGCCCAUACAAGUGCCACUGCUUCAAUGAUCAACCUUGUGAUAAUACUAAUGGAUACUGCCCUAAUUUUAAAUGCAAGGAUAAUUUUUAUGGUUUAACUUGCGAUGCUUCUUUUAAAGUACCAAACGCAUGGAUUGGCGUUACGAGUACAAACAACGAAGGAUUCGUCUACACAAAUGGUAUUUCAUUAAAUAUGGAUACAAUAGGCUUUACUGCCGAUAAAAGUUCCACGCAAAUAAAACAGUGUCACACAAUCUCAGAAGAUUGGUAUUUAAGUCCGUUUAAAAUUUGGAAGAAAUAUAAUUGUACCGAGAGAAAGACAUACCUUUGCGAAAAAGAUUCCCAACUAGAUACUCUCUCUAUUCAAAUUCAAUUAAAAAGGACUGAUGUAAAAAGUUCUAAUAGCUUGGGAAUUGGUUGUAGAAUUACAAAAGCAAUAGAUAAAUUGGCUUAUAGGGAUAUUUAUUGGGAAGUAGAUGGAUCUUAUCAUAAAUUUGCCAUGCUGAAAUACAAUGAUCUCUACGUAAUCGAUACAUCUCAUGAAUAUUUUAUAAAUGAAAUAGGUACCAACAAGGGACGAUAUAGAUGCAUGGUUGAUUUACCAUACAUUAACUUAAAAUCUAACGCUUUAAGUGUCAACCAAAAAUCAACUUCAAUUAUUCUUGCUUUAAUCUAUAAUAGUGUUACGAAACCUACGUCAAAUGUAAUUACUAUUACUAAUAUUACCUUUGAAAAUGCGAUUCAAGAUAUAAGGGAUUUAUCUGGAGUUUCUUUAAAUUCUGAAAUUAUAAAUGAAUUUUAUCUUGUGGAUACAGGACUUUAUGCAGCUUAUAUGAAAUUCAUUUAUGACAAUAGUACUGGUGAUGUUAGUUUGCAAAGAGCCUUCUAUUUAACCCGCAAAAUUAUACAAAAAUCGAUGAAAAACUAUACUUUGUUGCUUGAAAACCUCAGUGUUAGUUUAAGCGAUACCAAAGUUUAUCCAAUGAAUAUGUGUCCACCAAUCUUUGAGAGUGCUGAUAAUAGAACUACUAUACACUUCCCUUCAGCCUCUUUCGGAGAUACCAUAUUUUCAGAGGAAAAUUGUCUUUCUGGAAAACCCAGAGCGUCUCGCUCGUGCACUGCGUCGCCAACAUUGAAGUGGAAAGGUGACUGGGAAAAGGACAUUCGUUGGAAUUGUGAACCAGAGAUAUCAAAAACAAAUAUCUGCCCAAUUCAAAAAAAAUCGUGUCGUCCAGGAAAUUUGUGUAUAGAGGAUUGGUCAGGAUAUACUUGCCAAUGUUCAGAAAUUGAUAAUAAAUGUGAUGUAAAUCAUAUUUAUCAAGCUUGUCCGCCACAAGGUCGUCCUCAUGAAUUCUGGGAACUUUCAGGUUAUCACAGCGGAUAUUAUUGUUUAAAUCUUGAACAAGAAUCUAAUUUUUCCGUCGCUGAAGAAAUAUGCCAAAAAUCUUUUUCAUGGAUUAUAUCAGUGGCUGGUGAUCAUAAUGACCAAGCGAAACUACUAAGCGACAAAUUGUUUGAUCUUGGUGUUGGUAAGAACAUGUGGAUUAGUAUGAAAAGAAGGAAUGGCAAACUUCGUACAAGAUUUUCUACUGUAUUAGACGUACCAGAUAUAUUUAAAAAUAUCACUAUACCAAAUUUUGAUAAUCAACUGACUUGCCUAUUUGUUGAUGGAAAUGUGGCUCUUAAUGACCCAGACGGACGCUAUCAAAUAUAUUCAAAUAAUUGUUCAGAGAAACUGACAACCGUAUGCGAAAGAAGAGCGACGUUUAAUUAUGAACUACUAUCAGAUAGUCCUCUUUGUUCAAAAGGAUGGUUCUUUUCAUUUUAUUAUCACAAGUGUAGAAAAUUUUUCUCUGAACCAAAAAGCUUUAAAACUGCAAAUGAUACAUGCUACAAACACGGUGCAAUACUCAACACAUUUUCAACUUCUGAUGCCACAGGAAGAAGGGAAGCAUCUAAUCUUACUCUACUGGAAAUGAACAUGAAAGGAUGUGGUUUAAAUAACCAAUGUUUAAAUAGGGGAAAGUGCUUAUUUAAGAACGAAAAGUUUGUUGGAUGCGAUUGCUUACUCAAUACAACAGGAUCGUAUUGUGAAAAAUCUACUGAAAAACUGUGGGAGCUAAAUAGCUGUCCAACAGGGAGAUAUUCCACGCCGUAUUGUGAUAAGAUUUGUAAUUGCAAAAAUAAUGCUUCAUGCGAUGUUGAAACUGGGAAGUGUCCAAGUUUCUUAUGCGAUGACGGAUUUUAUGGACCAACUUGCAGCUCUUACUUCAAAUUGCCAAAUCUUUGGUGGAAAGGAAAUUCAAUGGAUUGCUGCAUUAUUGGACAUGAUGGCGAAAAAUGUGGUAGUUGCGAUUUAUUGUAUCCUUUUGUUUGCGAAAAAGAUCCAGAGAGUGAAGAUAAAUUUGACCUUCCAGUUGUUGAACAAGUUAAAGAUCCAACUGUCUUCGAUCCUGGACUUGUUUGUAAAAUUCCUGACUAUUAUUCUCAAGUUCUCAGUAAAACUAUAUAUUGGAUUAGAAAUGAUCAGCAUCUCUAUUAUCGAGGAGAAGGGAAUUUGAGACUUAUGAAUGAAAAAAAAUAUUCAACGCUGAAUAUAUCAGAUGAUAAUACUAGAAAAAUAGUUGGAAGAAUAGAAGGAAACUAUACGUGUAUCAUUAAAUUUCCAACAUUUGAAAUAGCCUCAAAUCCUCUACAAUUGACUUUUACAAACAAAAAGUAUGUUAUUCGAUUAUCCAUACCAGAUUAUAAUUUAAAGAAUCAGGCUAAACGUAUCACUGAAGUACAGUAUCUUUUUUGGAAUAUCAUUGCAAAUGAGACAAUUUUCUCAAAUUCGAAAUUAUUAUUGGAAAUUGAAGAACCAAUACAAGAGGCUAAUAAUGUAACUGUAACUUUUUAUGUGCAUCUAGACGCUCAAUCUCGAAUUAGAAGAAGUACUUCUUCCAACCAACUUCCGCAAUAUAUUAUGGGCUUAUCAGAGAAAUUCAAAAAUGCUAUUAUGGCUCAAGGAGAUAUCAAGACAUUCUCUUUGGCUACGGAUACUCUUAAAGCAGUUGUGGUAGAAUUCUGUGAAGAAUCUUUCCUUUACCACCCGAUAAGUUGGGAAAUUGUAUCAUUUCCUAAAACAGAAACUGGAAACACUGCCGAUAGUGUUCAGAAGUGUUCAAAAGGAGGCUCAAUAGGGACACGAGUUUGUUCUGGUACUACAUGGCAAGAUCCUAUAUGGCAAGACGAUACACUUUGUUUUGAUUACUGCUCGGAAUUAAAUUCUACAUACCCAUCAAAUCCUUCAAUUUCUGUUACAUUUCCAAGAACACUUGAGAAGAAUUCUACAAACAGCGUAGAAAAAUGCGAAAAGGGUUUAUUCUUUGGCGCUGCGGAUUGUCUAAACGGAGCGUUUCAAUCUUUUCAGUGGACGUCGGAAAAGGAUUGCUUUUUUUAUUGUCCAACCAGCGUAAUUAAAAAUCCUAUUACUGGAAUAGACGUUACUUUUCCCGAAACGAAAAGCAAUACAAAUGUUUCUAGCAAUGAAAAGUGUAAAACGAACAUUCCACAAGGAACAAGUUAUUGUUCAAAGGGCACCUUUAGCACACCGACAUGGCUAAAGGAGGCGGAUUGUUUUAUAUAUUGUAACGAAGAAAGUGUUAAAAAUCCUAAAACUUCCUUGAAUACUACUUUUCCAAAAAUUAGAAGCGGUGCAACUGUCAAUAGUUUGGAGAAUUGUACUGACGGUGUGCCUGAAGCGUCUCGUUAUUGCUCGGAUGAUGGUUGGGAAGAGGUUAUUUGGACAGAAGCAGAAGAUUGUACGGUACUAACUACUAUGUUAAAGAAUCUCUCGAAAACAGCGAUUACCGAAGAUAAUAUCGAUACUGUUACACAGCAGACGGUAGAUCUUACCUUAACCUCAAAUCUGACAUCAAAUCAUAUUACAUUGGUUAGUACAAUUGUUGAAAAUGUCAAAGAAAGUGAUAUUGAAACAACAAAAGAAAUUUUUGAGAAUAUAGUAACUAUUGUUAGUAAUGUAUUAGCUUCACCUUUAAAAUCGAUUGUUCAAUCUCAAAGCAAAUCAAAUUCAAGUACAAAUUUUGUUGAAGCUAUAGAUUACUUCUCCGAAAAAGCUAUACUACCUGAAAAUCAAACUUUCUUAAAUGUAGAAACAUCACAAAUUGCCCUGACUAUUUUGAACGGGAAGAAUAUAGAUUUUAAUACGUUUUCUUUCGAAAAUAUUAAUAGAUAUGAUAAAAACAUCAAAAAUAUAACCUUGAAUACUUCUCUUACUACAGUUCCUACAGACUUGGAACUAAUUAAUUAUGGUAUAUACUUUGCAGACGUUUUCAAAAUUUAUCCUAAUAAGAGAGUUAUAGCUGCAAUUUAUGCCAAUGCAAAAUUCUUUGAAAGAAGCGAAGAAACUAUUACGGAAAGUAAAGUAAUAAGCGCAUCUAUUGGCAAUCAAACAGUUGUAAAUCUUAAAAAUAACAUUACUUUAAUAUUUCAACCAAAUAAUGAAACAAUUAAGAAUGGAUACGAUUGCGUUUUUUGGAACUUUAAAAAAGAUAAUUGGUCCUCAGAUGGUUGUCAAUUUGAAAAAGAGCAAAAUGGACGUGUAUUUUGUACUUGUAAUCAUUUUACAAAUUUUGCUCUAUUAUUUGAUCCUGAUAGAGAGGACGAUACUCCAGAAUUUAUUUCCUUUAUAUCAAUGAUUGGUCUUGGAAUAUCAAUUGCUGGAUACCUUGGAGUAAUUAUAUCAUUUGGUUUUGUCAAAGAAUGGAAACCGAGGGUGUCAUUAAUCUCUUCCUGUAACAUAUCAAUUGCCUUUAUAGCCGUUAAUAUAAUGUUUAUGGUUGGCAUUAAAAGAACAGAUAAUCAAAUAUUAUGUACAGCAACCUCAGCCAUAUUGUUUUAUGCAUUUUUGGUUGCAUUCUUAUCAAUGUUCUUUAAUUCUUUUUUGCAAUAUUGUGUUAUUCGAAAUUUACUUCAUCCAUUUAAUAGAAACUUUAUUGGGACAUCGGAGAAAAAGACACCAGCUGUUCGUAAGGCAUGGAAGGAUGCUAUGUUAGUCCUCACAGAUAAUCUGCGCACAAAUUCUCAAGUGAACUUGACAGGACAAACAACUGAUGGUGUUAAGAAUUCUGAAGAGAAUAAUAUGCCAGAUUUUGCAAAAAGAUAUAAAGGUCAAAAAAGGAAUAACUUCAAUGUCCCAAAUGGGGGUUAUGGAUACCAUAGUCCAUAUUAA